ACCUCGUAAAACCGACACUAAAACGUCCCGGCCUACAAAUCACCCGGCCAAAUUAUGAGUUCAUUGUAUUAUGCGAAUGCUUUGUUUUCCAAAUAUCAAGCUGCAAAUUCGGUUUUCCCAGCUGGAAUCUUUCCCGAGCAAACUUCUUGCGCUUUUGCGUCUAGUUCUCGGCGAGGCAGCAGCUAUGUCUCGGGGUCCAGUGGUACUGCCUUCUCCUCAAUGUCGGGGCUCUACAACAGCGGAGGGAGCAUGCACCCCCAGAACCAGAGCAUGUACUCCACCGGAUAUGGCCUCAAUACCGGCUCCUUUAACAUGCACUGCUCCCCCUUUGAUCAGAACUUGUCUAUGAUGUGUACCGGAGACCCGUCCAAACCGUCCAGUUGUGCCAAAGCUGAGCAACGGGACUGCGACCAACAGAAUGAGGGCAACUUCCGGAUCUAUCCGUGGAUGAGAAGCACAGGCGUUGACAGAAAGCGGGGCCGGCAGACCUAUACGCGGUACCAGACGUUGGAGCUUGAAAAGGAGUUCCACUUCAACCGCUACCUGACCAGGCGGAGACGCAUCGAGAUCGCCCACGCGCUCUGCCUGACAGAACGACAGAUUAAAAUUUGGUUCCAGAAUCGACGCAUGAAGUGGAAGAAAGAGAACAAGAACGCUGAUCAGAGCUCCCCAUGCGACGAUAAACCAGGCGGUGAUGAAGAGGAGGACGAGGAAGAGUAGCAAAGAAGUCUCUCCAGAUUCGAAAAAGAGGGAAGGAGACUAGACUGAUAUUCAACCGAUAGUGAGAUCACACCGUCCCCAUUUUGUAUGACACUGAGUAUAACACACAAUACUACCUACAAUGGUCACUGUUUUGUAAAGUUAGGGAUUGAUAUUAAAUCUACCUACGAGGCGAUUAUCGCUUAAUUAAAUUUGAGUAAAUACAUAGGUUAUUUUUCGUAUAUUGUAAAGGUAAUUGUUACUUGUGGCUUACUUAGAAACUCUAAACAAUCUCGUGUCGCAGCACCUUCGACAGUAAAAGAAAUGUUACCAUGAUUAUCUGUAAAGGGAUUGUCUGUACAACUGCAUAUCCCUAAUGUACAUACGUUUGUUAUGCACUUACCUCCUUUCGUCACUUUGUGUAUUUGUGUAUACCUGUUAUUUUUCUCAUUUCUUAGUGAAUUGUCAUUUCAUUUUA
Messenger RNA from Megalops cyprinoides (Indo-Pacific tarpon), 1177 nucleotides. Its product is annotated as homeobox protein Hox-B7-A-like. Gene Ontology annotation, biological process: anterior/posterior pattern specification; regulation of transcription by RNA polymerase II. Bases 55 to 720 code for a protein of 221 amino acids. Gene Ontology annotation, cellular component: nucleus. The record is from RefSeq and is a predicted model, not a curated record. Lineage: Eukaryota; Metazoa; Chordata; Actinopteri; Elopiformes; Megalopidae. The transcript is spliced from 2 exons. Gene Ontology annotation, molecular function: DNA-binding transcription factor activity, RNA polymerase II-specific; RNA polymerase II cis-regulatory region sequence-specific DNA binding.